AUGCCUCUAUUCCAUGAUCCCCAUCGCCAGCGCCAGUACUGCCUGUCUGGGGACCGGGGAGAACAUGAGCAGCCUGCCGGGGAGUCUCCUCACGGCGAGCCAUAUCAAGAUAGCGAACCUGGACUUGACAGGGCAAGUUUAAACGGCCUUCAUUUGGACUCAACCCCUACGGACCUAUAUCCGACCAAAAUUUGGACCAACGACCGCCAGCAAAUUAUACAUCGAAUCAAAGAAUCGUCGCCCUGGAGGCGUCAGUAUAUGCCGCAAACAAGCGACAGUAGUGAGCAGUCUUUGUCUCAUAACUCCCCGGAGGAGGUGAGUCAAAGAACAGAAAGAACAGAACAGCAGCCUUCAAGAAGCACGGAAGAUACGCAGCAAAUGGACGAUUUGGGAUCGCCGGCCGAUAUUCAAAGACCUCGAUCUGCGUUGCACUCUGGUGACUUUAGAGAAGGCAUAACUCAUGACGCCUCACACUCUCCACGGACUCCCUUUGCCGAACGAAACCCGGGUGCCACAUUUCCUAGCCUUGGGACCUCGCCGACUACCCCAUGGUUUGCGGCGCCGGCUUUUGGGGACCCCAGUCGCGAUUUAAGUACCUUGCGCGAUCAUCGCGAACCACUUGCAAUGCUUGGAAAUCGCGCAAGAGCACCGUCGCUGGGGUCAUUUUCAUCAAGCUAUGUUUUGAAAGCGCCAACAAGCCCUCUUGUACACCAGGCGAACAACACCGACCUAGAUUUUUCCCCACAGAUAUCGCCGGCAGACUCAACGCCUUUCGACAGGGCUAGUCGCCGCCGAACGCUACCACCGGAAACCUUCCGACAGCUCCAAGGGUCUCCAACUGCUGAGUUUGUCAAUAUACACAGUCCUUGCCCAUCUCGCCAACAAGAUGGUUUUUAUAAUUUCCCUUCCUCGCCUCGUCGGUCUUUGACUUCGGCAUAUAGCCUUCAACUUGCAUCCACUGUAAAUACCACGCCUGCGUACCGGGCAAGAAGGCCCUCCCUCGCCUCCGAUAUCUCUCCAAAGCCCCAUGCCCCAAUGGUUGGCUCUUACGAAGAGUCUAUUUUGCGUGGGCGGAUGUCGAUGAACCCCUCCAAACCGCUGGAUUUCACCGCUCAGAUCGGUGUUCUCGGCAAAGGAAAAUGCAAAGGGCAUCUCAAAUGCCCUCCUCAUGUGACCGUGCCAUUUCCGGCUUUCUUUUACAGCUAUCCUACAUCAGGGAAUGGUCGAUCCAUUUCCGAUGACAGUCCAAGUCCUUAUGUCGGCCACAUCGACCUUGAAAACUCACUGUCUAAAGAUGAUGUAAGUGCGGCCCGACGUCGUCGGCGACACGUCAGUCCAGCCAAAUUCCGCGAAGGCAAUAUUCCUGAGGAGACGAUCGCCACUCGAAUGCCCAGUGCAGAUAUCCAGCGUCGUCGAGAAAAGAAGAGCCGCCGAGCGGAAUCUCCCAAGAGCCCCCCCAGGCGGAUUAUAAUCAAAAAUCCACACAAGACUGCUGUCAAGCUCUUCCUCGUACCAUACGACCUGGAUGACAUGGAACCCGGAACCAAGACAUUCAUUCGGCAGCGCAGCUACUCCGCAGGACCGGUCCUCGAUAUGCCGUUGAGUGCACGAAAAAACUAUGGAACCGAUCGACCUGAGGCAUCUUUGAACAGCACUGAAGAUCCCCAGGAUAAACCAACCUUGCGAUAUCUAAUCCACCUCAACAUAUGCUGCCCAGCACGAGGUCGCUUUUACCUUCACUCGAGCAUUCGCGUGGUGUUCGCAAACCGAGUGCCGGACGGCAAAGAGAAACUACGUAACGAGAUCCAACUACCAGAACCCCGGUACAGUCCAUACAAGCCAUGCCGCGAUCCUACUAUUUCGACUUCUGCUGGGGCACGGCUAGCGAUUGACAAGGCUUCACGGAGACGGAGCGUCGGCCAAGACACAAUUCCACUCCUGCGACCGCACGCUACUUCCCCCAGCCAGUUCUCGCCGCAUUGGAGCCCAGGGCAGACCUUGGAUAUGCCAUCUCCGUCCGAUUCUGCCCAACUCGAUACGGGUGUGUAUAAUAAACUAAACAAAGCCGAUUUUGGAUAUGGAAGGUAUCCUUGCCCAUCCAGCCCGGCCGCGUCCGAGAACGGCGAAAGUCUGCUCGCCAAGAGACUUCGUGCCUUGGAUGUACAGCGGAGAGAGAAGUUUGACAAUAAUUGA
Molecule: messenger RNA, 2193 nt
Organism: Penicillium manginii
Lineage: Eukaryota; Fungi; Ascomycota; Eurotiomycetes; Eurotiales; Aspergillaceae
Exons: 3
Coding region: 1-2193 (730 amino acids)
Source: RefSeq, a predicted model, not a curated record